Messenger RNA from Cordyceps fumosorosea ARSEF 2679, 834 nucleotides. Its product is annotated as Twin arginine translocation protein. The coding region runs from base 1 to 834 and encodes 277 amino acids. The transcript has a single exon. The record is from RefSeq and is a predicted model, not a curated record. Lineage: Eukaryota; Fungi; Ascomycota; Sordariomycetes; Hypocreales; Cordycipitaceae.
AUGAUUGUUCUCGCGCGCCAGCGCCUGCUCUCCAGGGCAGGACCUGUCGCCGCGUCAUCGUUUCCUGGUCGUCGACCAAGUCUCACUUCAAUACGAGGGGCCGCGUCCAAGCCACCAAUCUCACCGCACGGUGCCUCGCUUCCCCCCCGACAACGGCGCUCCACGCCGUCCUCGAACGACUCCCCGACAGGCGUACAGUUACUGGCCGACGAGCUCGAGUUCUUCAACGUCAGAAAAUGGGGAUGGGUAAUCUACCGGUGCACCUACGGGGACGACGCGGCCUGGGAGCGCUUCAAGGAGCGCGUCGCGCAGCAGACCCGCGACGACCUCGCGUCCCCGUGCAAGCUGGCGCCGGCAGCGUCUAGCGUCGUUGAUGGUGUCGACUGGAAAUUCGUGUCCGACCGGGCCCUCAGGGGCGCCUCGCGGGACGCGCUGCGCGAGCGCUUCCGCGCCUGGGUCGCUGGGGACACGUCGCCUGGUCCUCCUCCGGCGGGGUCCUCGGCGAAGUCGGCGCGUCACAGCUACUUUGUGCAGGUCGACGAGGCGUCGCUGCGCAGCGUGUUCGACGGCGACGACACGGACGCCUGGAGCUCGGGCUGGGUCAACCUGGUGCGCUGCGUGCAAGGGCUGGACUAUGACAAGGACCCGAGGCGUGCGGCCCAGGAGGAGGAGUACAGACGAGAGAUGGAGCACGAGGGCGAGGAGUACGACCCGGAGGACUGGAUCAUGCUGUCGGCAGAGGAUUUGGGUCCGUCUUUCUACGGGACAUUGGGCAGCCGCAAUGAAACGUGGCACGUAUUUCAUUCCAAGCCUCCGAACUUGGUGAAGCAUUGA